UCAGGCCUCACACCAUGAGUUCCACAUAUUAAAACCCUAGCUCAUUUCUCUGACUUUCCGACGGUGGGUUUUGGAUUUCGGUUCGUGAAUUUUCAGUUAUUUCUCUUGGGUUACUAUUUCUCGAGGAGAUGGGUACCGAGAGAAAGAGGAAGGUGAGCCUGUUCGAUGUUGUGGAUGAGCCAUCGGUGAAGAUGGCGAAACCGAACGGCGGCGAUGUCGGAAGCAGUUUGAUAAACAAGUGGACGGGUAGGCCAUACACUCCGAAGUACUUUGAGAUUCUGGAGAAGAGGAAGACAUUGCCGGUUUGGCAGCAGAAAGAGGAGUUCCUGCAGGUUCUCAAUGCCAAUCAGACGAUUAUCCUCGUCGGUGAAACCGGAAGUGGUAAAACUACCCAGAUCCCCCAGUUCGUUUUGGAUGCUGUUAAUGUGGAAACUGCGGAUAAACGGAGGAAAUGGCUAGUUGGAUGCACCCAACCACGUAGGGUGGCUGCAAUGUCUGUUUCUAGACGUGUGGCGGAAGAGAUGGAUGUCACUAUCGGUGAAGAGGUUGGUUAUAGCAUCCGUUUUGAGGACUGCAGUGGCGCAAGAACCGUUUUGAAGUAUCUUACAGAUGGUAUGCUUUUGAGAGAAGCAAUGGCAGACCCACUUUUGGAACGUUACAAGGUAAUUAUUCUUGAUGAGGCCCAUGAGAGGACCUUGGCUACAGAUGUUCUGUUUGGUUUGCUGAAAGAGGUGCUGAAAAAUAGACCGGAUCUCAAACUAGUCGUCAUGAGUGCUACUCUCGAGGCUGAAAAGUUCCAAGAAUAUUUCAGUGGAGCACCUCUGAUGAAGGUUCCUGGUAGGCUACAUCCGGUCGAGAUUUUCUAUACCCAAGAACCUGAAAGGGACUACUUGGAAGCAGCCAUUCGAACUGUUGUGCAGAUUCAUAUGUGUGAGCCUCCUGGUGACAUUCUUGUCUUCCUAACCGGGGAAGAGGAGAUAGAGGAUGCCUGCAGAAAAAUAAAUAGAGAAGUUUCAAACAUUGGGGACCAGGUCGGACCUGUUAAAGUUGUGCCUCUUUACUCUACGCUUCCUCCAGCUAUGCAGCAAAAGAUUUUCGAAUCUGCCCCUCCUCCCUCGACAGAAGAUGGUCCUCCUGGUAGAAAAAUUGUGGUUUCUACGAACAUUGCCGAAACUUCUCUGACUAUUGAUGGGAUUGUGUAUGUUAUUGAUCCGGGAUUUUCAAAACAAAAGGUUUACAAUCCAAGAAUCCGUGUCGAGUCACUACUGGUAUCCCCGAUAUCUCAAGCGAGUGCACACCAGAGAUCUGGUCGUGCUGGAAGAACCCGACCGGGGAAAUGUUUCAGGCUUUACACAGAAAAAAGUUUCCAAAAUGAUCUUCAGGCACAGACCUACCCAGAAAUAUUGCGAUCAAAUCUUGCGAAUACAGUGCUGACUCUGAAAAAGCUGGGGAUAGAUGAUCUGGUGCAUUUUGAUUUUAUGGACCCUCCUGCACCGGAGACGCUGAUGCGAGCAUUAGAGGUGCUGAAUUACUUGGGAGCAUUGGAUGACGAAGGGAACUUGACAAAGCUGGGUGAGAUAAUGAGUGAAUUUCCCUUGGACCCGCAGAUGGCAAAGAUGCUUAUUGUCAGCCCUGAAUUCAACUGUUCAAAUGAGAUUCUAUCGAUAUCAGCAAUGUUGUCAAUACCCAAUUGCUUUGUCCGCCCUAGGGAGGCCCAAAAAGCUGCAGAUGAGGCAAAAGCUAGGUUUGGACACAUUGAUGGAGACCACCUCACCCUUUUGAACGUCUACCAUGCAUACAAGCAAAACAGUGAAGAUCCAAACUGGUGCUACGAGAAUUUUAUCAACAACAGAGCCUUGAAAUCUGCCGAUAAUGUGAGGCAACAGCUAGUGCGGAUCAUGGCCAGAUAUAACUUGAAGCUCUGCAGCACUGACUUCAACAGCCGAGACUACUAUGUGAACAUAAGAAAAGCCAUGCUUGCGGGAUACUUCAUGCAGGUGGCUCAUCUUGAACGGACUGGUCAUUAUCUGACAGUUAAAGACAACCAAGUGGUCCACUUGCAUCCAUCUAAUUGCUUAGAUCAUAAACCAGAGUGGGUUAUCUACAACGAGUAUGUGUUGACUAGCAGGAAUUUUAUCCGCACAGUGACUGAUAUCAAGGGAGAAUGGCUGGUAGAUGUAGCCCCACACUAUUACGAUCUAACAAAUUUCCCAAACUGUGAGGCAAAACGAGUUCUUGAGAAACUGUACAAGAAGCGGGAGAGAGAAAAAGAGGAAAGCAGAAACAAGAGAUGAUGAUAAUGCUACUGCCCUUCAUCAUCAUCAUCAUCAUCUCAUCUGGUUAAAAAAUCCAGUUGUCCGUUACUAAACUCAAUGGCAGUGUGAAGGAAGGAGGCAGGCAUGAUGAUGAUGGAGCCAAGAGGUGAAAGAGAGAGAAUCAGCUAUGCUUCUAUAUGUUUGUUAGCUUCUUACAUGCCUGGAGGGCAUUUGUACCUUCAUUUAGUUCUUGAAGAGUUCGGUCUUGAGUCUCUACCAUAAAUGCUAUAAACUAAUCUCUUGUUUUCGAUUGCCCUUCUAUUUAAAAUGUCUUUGAUCGGACAAAGCCUGUGCCUUUGGUUUUUGCCUGGUUGUCUUUCUGUUA
Tarenaya hassleriana is the source of this 2640-nucleotide messenger RNA. RefSeq names its product probable pre-mRNA-splicing factor ATP-dependent RNA helicase DEAH2. NCBI's taxonomy places the organism in Eukaryota, Viridiplantae, Streptophyta, Magnoliopsida, Brassicales, Cleomaceae. The record is from RefSeq and is a predicted model, not a curated record. The transcript is spliced from 7 exons. Gene Ontology annotation, cellular component: intracellular anatomical structure. Bases 129 to 2294 code for a protein of 721 amino acids. Gene Ontology annotation, molecular function: RNA helicase activity; ATP binding; RNA binding.